AUGGCAAUGCAACUGCGUGCAGGCUCCUUUAAGGAAGAGGGCCCUUCUGAUUUUGUUUUUAGAUCAUUCUUGGGAAAGUUUCCAUUUGCCAAUUUGACAGUGAAGGCAAUAGAAGCUGUAGCAGCAGACAUUGAUAACUAUCUGCCAAAACCUUAUGCAGGAGAAAUGAGAGGUAUAGCAAAGGCUCUUAAUAUGGACCUUGGGGGCAUUGUGGGAAUGAACAUUCUAUACGAUGUGACAGCGUUUUGUACGAGCAUUGUUACCCAAGAUGCAAAUGGACAGAUCUGGCACUCUCGUAAUCUUGACUACACCUUUGUUAACAUGCUGCGAAAUAUUACAAUACAAGUGGACUUCAUAAAAAAUAAUCAGACAGUGUACAGCGGUGUGACCUACGCUGGGUAUGUUGGGUUAAUUACCGGAAUGCGGCCAAAAGCCUUUACCAUGACUCUAGAUGAAAGAGAUCAGGGAGCUUGGUGGGAGAAUUUUAUUAUUGGUUUACUAGACAGAAGAGCCAUGCCUAUCAGUUUCUUAAUGCGAGAUACCUUUGCCGAGUGUACUAAUUUUAAGGAUGCUGUAGAUAAAAUGGCCUACACUACCACCGAGGCGUCAGGCUACAUCAUUGUGGGUGGGGUACAGAAGGGAGAGGGAAUGGUUAUCACCAAGGGGAGGAUCGGUCCUGUAGAUUUGUGGAAACUGGACCCCAAUAAUGGAAGAUGGUUUGAAGUGGAAACUAAUUAUGAUCACUGGGUUCCCCCUCCAAGCAGUGAUAACAGAAGAGACCCAGCAGUUAACCUGAUGAAUAAAAUAGGACCCAAAAAUAUCACCGUGGAAACUCUCAUGUCUGUGAUGUCACUUCCUCCUGUGCUCAACAAUAAAACCACAUACACCAUUGUGAUGUCUGCAGCUAAACCCGAGCUGACGGUGGUAUAUGUUCGUCACUACAAAGGCUAA
Messenger RNA from Saccostrea echinata, 951 nucleotides. Its product is annotated as N-acylethanolamine-hydrolyzing acid amidase-like. The record is from RefSeq and is a predicted model, not a curated record. Gene Ontology annotation, cellular component: lysosome. NCBI's taxonomy places the organism in Eukaryota, Metazoa, Mollusca, Bivalvia, Ostreida, Ostreidae. Bases 1 to 951 code for a protein of 316 amino acids. The transcript is spliced from 10 exons. Gene Ontology annotation, molecular function: fatty acid amide hydrolase activity. Gene Ontology annotation, biological process: fatty acid metabolic process.